Molecule: messenger RNA, 1070 nt
Organism: Neopelma chrysocephalum (saffron-crested tyrant-manakin)
Lineage: Eukaryota; Metazoa; Chordata; Aves; Passeriformes; Pipridae
Product: basic proline-rich protein-like
Exons: 3
Coding region: 1-735 (244 amino acids)
Source: RefSeq, a predicted model, not a curated record
AUGGUCAUCCCCGUGUCCCCACAGAGGCCACACCGGGGUGUCCCUGCCGUGUCGCACAGACCCUCCGGGGCCGUGGGCGAGGCCCUUGUGCCCCGCAGGGCCCCGGGGGGCGAGGCAGGGCCGCGUCCCCCCCGCCGGUCGCGGUACCCCCCCCAGGGUUCUGUGGCCGCGGGCUCGGGUCAGAAUCGCAGGGCGCUCACGGGCCGGGGCAGUGCCCUGGGCCUCGCCUAUCUGAUCGACUCAUCCCGCCCGGCCCAGCCGCACAGCGCCCCAGGGGCUUCGCGGCGCCUUCUUCUCACCUCGGCCCGGCGGGGCCCGGCCGAUCGAAUAAGAUCAACGUGUUGUGGGACCUGGAGAAAUGCGGGGAGGGGUGGAGAUUCGGGCACUGGGGAUGUGGGGGGUGCUGUUGGUACCACGCCAGUGCCCACCCGCCCCCCGAGGGGCACGGACACCCCCGGGCACCGCCGCCGUGCCCGGGGUGCCGCAGCCCCCCCCAUCUCUCCCACAGGCCCGGAGAUCCCCCUGUCCAGCUACCCCCCCGCGGCCCCCCCGGCGCCGUUCCCCGUGGACCCCAAAGCCGGCCCCGCGCCCCCCCAGCCCGGCUUCACCCCCAUGGCCAUGUACCCCCCUCCCGGGCCCGCCCAGUACCCCGUGUACCCCUCGGGGCCCCCCGUCUACAACCCCACAGCACCCCCGCCCUACGCCCCGGCACAGCCCAGUUAUCCCGGAGCCUGAGCCCCCCCGGGGACCCCCGCACCCGCCGCCGGCCAGCGGGGCCGGGCUGGGGACCCCCGGCCCCCUCCCCCCGAGGCGCUGGGGGGGUGCCCCAGCGCGGGGGGAACGCGGCGGCAGCGGCACAGGGCGGCCCUUGUCCCGCACACUGGGCCCUUUGUGGGGGCCGCCCCCCCGCCUCUGCGUGCCCACGGACCCGGGCACCCGCGGGGGAUCCCCAGGGGGGUCCCCCGAGGGCCGUGUGCCGGUGUCCCCCUGCACGACCACCUCUGGAUUCCCUCCCCGGGGCUCUUCGCCCCUCCCCCCCAGGGUUGGCAUUAAACCACUUCUUGUGCCCA